Messenger RNA from Helobdella robusta, 2184 nucleotides. RefSeq lists its product as hypothetical. The transcript is spliced from 5 exons. The record is from RefSeq and is a predicted model, not a curated record. The coding region runs from base 1 to 2184 and encodes 727 amino acids. Gene Ontology annotation, biological process: mRNA stabilization. Gene Ontology annotation, molecular function: zinc ion binding; RNA cap binding. Lineage: Eukaryota; Metazoa; Annelida; Clitellata; Rhynchobdellida; Glossiphoniidae.
AUGGAUCGAUUGACGAAGACGAAACAAAAAUUACAACGUCUGUCGAACGAACAGAUAAAGAAACUACUGAAGAGAUCAAUCGACGAAGCCAGUGUGCGAUUGAUGAGCAGAUCACAGCUGUUAGAAACGUGGGCAACAAUUUUGGCGGACAGCGUUGAUUCUCCAUGCAGUAUUGCGACGGAGGGCGCUGUGUCGAAAGAUACUGAAGGUGGAUUGACCUUAUACGAAAGGAAACAGUUAGAAAUGGAAUAUAAGCUUCGAGAAGCGGAGAUUGUUAGACAACGAGAAAAAGAUGAGAGGGAAUAUAAGCUUAUAGAAGCAGAGAUGGCCAGACAGCGUGAAAGAGAUGAAGCAGAGAUGGCCAGACAGCGAGAAAAAGAUGAAGCCGAAUUCAGGCUUAAGAGCCAAGAAUUAGAGAUUCGACGACUAGAGGUAGAAGGUAUGAUUAAUCGAAGAGUAGCCAUGAGGCUAGUGAGGAUAAUGCAACUAAUGAAACUAAUGCAACAGACUCGAUUUUUCGCGGAGUCGUUAAAACAUCUGAUAGGAACUUGUCCGUUAGAGCCAAGAGAUAUUCCUGCAUUCUUUGAACACGUAGAAAAAAUUUUCCGAAACUAUCACGUAGACGGAGAAAUUCAAGCCAAUUUGUUGAUAAUGAGUUUGAACGAAAAGGCCAAAACAUGGUUGCAUAUUAUUUCUGCCGACGGUCUGAAGGAUCAUAGCGAAAUUAAAAGACUCAUUCUGCAGGAGUUCAGGUUAAACCCGACAAAAUUGAGAGAUGAAUUCUUCGCCCUGAGAAGACAGAAAAGCGAAUCGUACACAAGUUUCGGGGCGAAAUUAUACGGCACGCUGAACCACUAUUUUCAAAGCCGUAACAUUACGGGAUUAGAAGAUGCAAUGAAAUUGAUAUGUGCAGAUAGAAUGAAAGAGUUGCUAUCAUGGCAUACUCUGGAAUUUAAUUUGUCACAAGAGCAAGCAGCUUCCUGGAUGAGUCAUGACGUGUUGGCACAAACGAUCGACAAAUAUGAAGCUGCUAUGAACAUGAAAACCUGUUUUUCUUGCGGGAAGAUCGGUCAUAUUGCGAAGCGCUGUACAUGGAAAAGAAGAGAUACACUUACGGCCACUAGAAACGUCAUGCGUUGCGAAACGAACAAAGAAACACAAAGACCACAACAAAAACGACAACAGCAGAGGCAGCCAAAAAAGCAACCGCAACAACAUCAGGAACAAACUAAUGAUGAAAUAACAAAUUAUAAAAGUAUUGACAACAUCAGCUCCUCAAAAUAUGAUCUUAAAUUUUCUGGUGAGACUCUACCAUCCAGAUCGUCCAAUGCCGAGAAUUUUUCGGAGAGCCUCAAAACUCCUGCGAAGCCGUCGACAUCAAGACAAGUUCCAGUAGAAUUUAAGUCAACAUACGCGUCCUUAGCAUCGUCGACAGCCAAUGAAAGAAGUUACACAGUUUCAGAAAGCUUGUCAGUGGCGUGUGUAACGUUGGAACACCCAUCCCAUGAGCUACUGAAGGACAACAACUUAACCUGGCACAAGUACAAUUCUUACCGAGCCAAGUGCCUCAAGGAUCGUCAGAAGGUAGGGAUCGGGCAGUCUACAGAAAUGAACACUCUUUUCAGGUUUUGGUCAUUUUUUUUUCGUCACCACUUUCACCGAAAAAUGUACGAGGAGUUCAGGCAACUUGCCAUUGAAGAUGCCAUAAAGGGUUCAGGUAUGAUUUGGAAUGUCUGUUUCGAUUCUAUAGCUAUGGUUUGGAGAAAAGAUAUCGACCUGACUUGUUUGAGCACUUCCAAGAGGAAACCAUCAAAGAUUAUCAAAAUAGCCAGUUAUAUGGCCUGGAAAAGUUCUGGGCUUUCCUCAAAUAUUCAAGGAAGCAUGUGCUGGCCCCCAAUGAAUUAUAUGACCAGAGUCAGACAGGACUCAGAAAGAUCAGAUCCAUCAAGGAAUAGAGUGGUGGCCAACAUCACCAGCAACCUGAGAUGCGAAGCUGUGCCAAUGCCAGACUAUACAAUGCCCGACAACUCGCCUGUUUUCAUUUCUAACGGACCUCUCAACGACAACGGUGAUUUAAAGGGUAGAAAUGUCCGUGAGGAUGAAGCUAAUGUUGAUGUGAAUAUUCAACAUCAAAAGGCGGGUCGUAUGUUGGCCAUGCCUGCUCCAUCCCAUUAUGACCAGUAG